Messenger RNA from Haemorhous mexicanus (house finch), 2091 nucleotides. RefSeq names its product leucine-rich repeat-containing protein 25-like. Lineage: Eukaryota; Metazoa; Chordata; Aves; Passeriformes; Fringillidae. The transcript is spliced from 3 exons. Gene Ontology annotation, molecular function: protein binding. Bases 109 to 1440 code for a protein of 443 amino acids. The record is from RefSeq and is a predicted model, not a curated record.
GCGGACGUGAAGGGACACGGACACCUGGGGGGGUUCGGACAUGGUGAGUGGACACGAACAUGAUGCACACGGGACACCGAGCUGCAGACACGGGUAGGCGACACCGGGAUGGGGACACCCAGCCUGCCAGGGGACACAGCCACAGAGUCCCCAGGCUCCCACCCGGCCCCGGGGUUCUCCCACACUCGGGGGCUCCCUGUGCUGCCGGGGGGGGGGUCUGUGUGCCCACGCGCGUGUCCCCCACCCCUCGGGUCACCUGGGUCACCGGGACACUCAGCCAGUGCCGGGGGGAUGCUCAUCACCCCAAUUAAGGACCGGGGGUCUGACAGGGGUCAGGGGGUGUUGACGUGGGGGUGCUGCCCCCCUGCCCCCCCCCGGGGCUGGCUACGCCCUGGCAGGGUGACACGGGACAGCCGGACCCGCCUGUUCCUCUUCUCCACACCAGGCAGCAGCGGCCGGAGCGCAGGCUCCCGCUGCAGUGGAAGGACCAUGGGGGUCCCCGCGGCUCCGCUGCUGCUGCUGCUGCUGCUGCUGCUCCCCGUGGCCCCCACACUCCUCGUGUCCCCCUGUUUCCCUUCGCUACUGGACCUUUCCCAAGAGCUGGACCUGACCAACCGCAGCAGCGGGUGCGCCGAGCUGGACUGGAGCCCGUUCCAGGGGCACCGCCGGCUGCUGCUGAGGCACAACGGCAUCGAGGCCCUGAGCCCCUCGGCCCGCCUCGGGCCCCGGCUGGAGGAGCUGGACCUGGCGGAGAACCGGCUGCGGGAGCUGCCCGACGGCUUCUUCACCAACGCCACGGCGCUGCGGAGCCUGAGCCUGGAGGGGAACCCCCUCCCCGCCGUGCCCCCCGCCGCCUUCAAGUCCACGCUGCGCUCCCUGAGGGUGUCCUGCCGCUGCGACGUGCUGGGCACCGUGCUGGCCCCCUGUGCCCGCGGGGGGAUCCUCUGCCUGUGCCUCACAUCCCACCGGCAUCCCUUCAACGUCACGGAAUUCCACGGCCGGGAGUGCGGGCCCGGCGCGGGGCUGGUGGCCGGGCUGGUGGCCGGAGUGGCCGGGGCGGUGGCCGUGCUGGUGGCAGCGCUGGUGGCCGCCGUGUGGUACCGGCGGAGGAGAGCGGGAGCCGCGGUGGGCGGCGGGGGAAGGGGGAAGCAGGAUCCCGCUGGAACCCUCCGGCAGCCCCGCUACAUCAGCCGGGACGUCGGGAGCGGCAGCGCCGAUGUCACCGACGGCCCCGACUACGAGAACGUCUUCGUGACUCCCGGCACGGCCCCGGCUGCCGCGCAGGGAUGGGCACCGGCGUGGCAGGAGCCGCGCUACAGCCCCCAGGUCCCCCUCCACGAGGAUUAUUUCCUGGAGAGCGCCGCCGAUCCCGGGUUCCAGCCCAUCUACGCCAACACUCUGGGCCCCACCGAGGACAUCUACAUCACUCCUGACCAGUGAGGGGCUGGGGGGACACUGGGAGGGCUGGGGGGACACUGUGUCCCCCCGUGCUGCCCUUUCCCGGGCUGUCCCCCAGCCCAGCGGGGACAGGGACGUUCCCCCUGCAGGACCACGCGUGGUUCCCACGCACAUCCUGUGGGAGCUCCUUUUGCAGGGUUUUUUUUUGUUUUGUUGUUUUUUGGCAGCCCCAGCUCCCUCCUUCGCCCCAGUUCUCAGGCGGAGGUGAGGGCUGAGCUGACAUUUCCUCCCGGGGCUGCGGCCACCGACCGCGGGGACGCCUCUGCCGCAUCCGCCGGCAGCGCCCCCGGAGCGCCGGGGCCGGGACACGCCCGGGGCCGGCUGGAGGAGCUGGGGCCGGGCUCAGCUCUGGCUCAGCCCGGCUGACCACGGCCUCGGCUUCCUCUUCCCCUUUUGAGCCGAUGGAGAGCUCGCCUGGGGACGGGCUGGCGGUUGGGGACAUCCGGUGCCACCUGCUCAAUCUUUUCUUGCUAAAUCUGCUGCUUUGGGGAACAAAGAAAAAGCUCGUUUUUUUUAAUCCUCCUGGUGAGACCCCGAGCUGUUGGGACAUAGGGACCCCAUGGCUUGUCUGGGUGUCCCCCCAGUCCCUGGGAGGCUUCACUGUGCCCCAUUAAAUGGUUUAAUUAUCUCUAA